Messenger RNA from Colletotrichum scovillei, 680 nucleotides. RefSeq lists its product as uncharacterized. The coding region runs from base 124 to 408 and encodes 94 amino acids. The transcript is spliced from 3 exons. Lineage: Eukaryota; Fungi; Ascomycota; Sordariomycetes; Glomerellales; Glomerellaceae. The record is from RefSeq and is a predicted model, not a curated record.
UAUCUCUACACUUGUAAAUCAUUCAAUAAACGGCUUUGCGCAACAUCGUCUUCCCACUCCCCUUCACAGUUCACACCACGCACACAGUACAUAUCACCACCAAAAACAAAAACUUAACUCACAAUGGAGACCUCAACCACCAACUCCCUCAUCAUCUCCCUCGCCAUCAUCCUCGCCGUCUUCCUCGGGGGCACCUUCGCCUACCAGCAAGGCAUGCUCGACCCCCUCAUCGAGCAAGUCGGCAUCAUGAUGUUCAAGGCCAAGGCGGAGGCCGAAAAGAAGAAGAUGCAGGCACAGGGCAUGAAGGCAGGACAAGACUUUGUUGAUGACCAACUCAAGGGAAACAAGCAGGCAGCCGACGUCGCAGACGGCAUUGGCUCCAUCGGCGGGUUGAAGAAGCAGUUGUAAACAAAAACUUCAGCCUCAUAAAAAAUGAGAUUAGACUGAAGCUUAAAAUCUUAGUCGGGGCACGAUCUCAUCUGUGCCUCGACCAUGAGGACCACGAGGACCACGAACUUUUUUCAACGGGGAGCGAAUGAUGUGCGUUUCAUUGGGCCGUCAUUGAGCGUGUACGAUAUCUGUAGUGCAGCAAACUUUACGGCUGGCGGGCGUCUUAGUCUGGUUUGAUGGGUUACAAUUACCUUUAUUCUGGAACAAUUUUCGGCGCUAGAAGAGAGGGC